Molecule: messenger RNA, 2234 nt
Organism: Cyclopterus lumpus (lumpfish)
Lineage: Eukaryota; Metazoa; Chordata; Actinopteri; Perciformes; Cyclopteridae
Gene: fancg
Product: FA complementation group G
Exons: 14
Coding region: 83-1963 (626 amino acids)
Biological process (GO): interstrand cross-link repair
Cellular component (GO): Fanconi anaemia nuclear complex
Molecular function (GO): protein binding
Source: RefSeq, a predicted model, not a curated record
GCUCCCUUUUGACCAAACGAGGGAAAGUUCAAAUCAAACACCACGACCUUUUUCACAAAGCAGCGAUAUAAGAUCUGAUCAAAUGCAUCAAGCACUGUCUUUAUUAGAUAGAUGGAUCCAGGAAAACAACGAGUUGGUAAACAAGUGGAAGCAGCAAGAAGCAGGAGGCGAUGCGUCGACCCGAGACAAGAACCAGAACCACACCCGUCUGAUAUGGUGUUCCUCUGAGUUUCACAAACUUUUAAUCAAAAUCCAAGGUAUCCCUCCUAUUGCAGAUCACACACGGGUGGAGCUGACAGUGGUGUACAAUGCCUGUGUGUGCUCCAUUGCUCGGUCUCAGUUCUCAGAAGCUGAGCUGCUCCUCACACAAGCCACAGAGAGACUUCUACAGAUGAAAGGAGAUGGCUCUGUUGCUUCAGACCCUUCGGAGUUUUGGAGAACAGCUCUCAAAUCACUGGGAAACACAGCUUUGAAUGCCUGUGUAAUGAACCUUCUCUGUCUGCAGUGGGCAAUAUGGCUGGCUACAUGCCAGCUGAAAACUAUACAGGGAUUUCAAGAUGAGCUGUUCUCUGUGUUUGAGGCACUUGGAGUUUGGGGUGCGGAGUCGAGCGUGCCAAGGAGCGAGUCUUCUGACGUUCUUCUACUGGUGAUGGACCAAAGAAGGCUUAUUGAAUUAUUGAAGAUCUGUACCUUCAUUGCCCAAGGUGCAGAAAGAUUGAGUGAGGGCCAGAGUUCAGAAGCGCUGCCUGGUCUGCAGACAGCUUCCUCCCUGCCUGCUCCCAGAACCCUGAUCGCAUACACACACCUCCUCUCAGGCUCCUGCCUUGCCCAUAUGAGCCGCCCUCAGAUGGCCUUGCAGUGUUACAGGAUGGCACUGGAGACAGACCCCCGGUGUGUGUGUGCUUUGUACCGGAGCAUGCUUAUUUACCGCCAGCUUGGCAACACACAGGCUGAGAUACAAGCUCUUCGUUUGCUCCACUCUACUUUAAUGUUGCCCUCUACCACAGAGUCUGCUCUGGCUGCUACUCAUCUCCUCCCUCCGUCCUUACUGCUGCGCAGCCAAUCACUGAGCAGCCUGCUCUUAGUUCCCUCUGCCCUCUCCGUCCUUCACAGUCUUGCCCUGAAGUGUGUGCUCCAUGAGAGAGUGUCUGAGGGUGUGGAACAUUAUUUGGACCUGCUGGCUACACUUCACUCAGAAGAUCAACAUGGAGUCCAUGCUGAGGGUUCUCCCCUUCCCAAGUUGCCUGAGCUCUACCUGCAGGCUGGUGCUGCCUUGCUCAUGGCCCGACGGGCCGCUGAUUGCAUGGCGCUGUGCGAUGAAGUCAUCACUACGGCACUGGAGCUGCUGCCUGAGAAAGUAGUGUUGGAAGAGCAGCCGGAGGAGAAGUGUGAGGCUGAGACCAGGGCUCUGUGUGCUGAGGGUGGAGAUAGGGUGGGGAUGCUGCUCUGGGUGGGUGCUGCCUACCUCCUCCAGGGUCACUGCCACACUCACCUGAGGGACUGGAAACAAGCUGUGACUCACUACACAAGGUGUUUCAACCUGCUGGUGAAGGUGCAUUUUAAAAAGAGAGGUUGCCAACCACAGAUUCCCAGUACAGACAUGGUGGGAAUGCAGGGAACAGAUCUGUGUAUCCUCCAGAGGUUAAAGGGGCUUUCACUAGCUGGAAGGGGCAUCAGCUUAACCCAGACAGACCAACUGAGAGAGGCACUGAGAGACCUGCAGCUCAGCAUGCAGGCAUUCCCAGAGUGCACAGGUGCAGGGCUGUGGUGUGGUGAGGUGCUGUGGAGGCUUGGCAGGAGACGGGAGGCGGUAGCUUGUUGGGAAAAGACCUGGAACUUCACCCCACAAUCCUCAGUACAGAGUCUAUCGGUGUACCUACAGGAACCUCAGUCUGGCCCUUUGUUGGACUCCACAGAGCUGCGCCGCAGAAUACAGGACGUUGGUUCUACCGUGUCAGUCUAGAGAGACAAAAGAAGAAUACCCUAACGCUUACUGAACAGGAGCAACUGUCUCUGGCCUGUGAACUGAAAGCCAUGCACACAACCAACAUGUAUCUACUGGGACAGUGAAAUAAAGCAUCUGGAAAGGGCGUACAGUGUUUGAGACUGAGAACAAUGUGGGUGGUAAACCUAGCAGGUGGUUUAUGGAUGAAAUGAACAUUACUUGACAUACUGUAGUUUGGUCACUGAGGGUCUGGCUUGUAAAAAAUAAAUUGUGUAUUUUGGAAAGGAAA